AUGGGUAUUAUUACGAGAUCGAAGAGCAUCGGUCUCACAGCAAUAGUUACAUCCUCUCCUGCUUCUCCAUCCAUCAAACAUAAUAAUACAAAACUACGUAGCCGAGCAAAAUCACGCUCAACCGCAUAUCGUUCUGCCUCUCAUUCUCCAAUUAAUCUUCGACAUAAUCAAUCAAAAUCAACUACGCUAAAACGUUCAAAAACGGCUUUACGUACACGUUCUAACAGUAGCUCAUCAUCGUCCUUAUCAUCUCUUCAAUCAAUGUCUCAAUCAUCUUCAUCUUCUUCUACCAUCUCGAUCGAUUCUAUUUCGUCUGACUUGAAUAAUCUAAGUUUAAAUAACACUUCUACAAUUCUUACUUCGACAUCAUCAUCUGAAAUUAAUCACCUACCACAACCUAGUGAAAUUACCGUUAUCAAAAAAGCAUGA
Molecule: messenger RNA, 429 nt
Organism: Rotaria socialis
Lineage: Eukaryota; Metazoa; Rotifera; Eurotatoria; Philodinida; Philodinidae
Source: the annotation of a GenBank genome assembly